Arachis duranensis is the source of this 1413-nucleotide messenger RNA. RefSeq names its product 1-aminocyclopropane-1-carboxylate oxidase homolog 12. The transcript has 4 exons. The record is from RefSeq and is a predicted model, not a curated record. Lineage: Eukaryota; Viridiplantae; Streptophyta; Magnoliopsida; Fabales; Fabaceae. The coding region runs from base 265 to 1251 and encodes 328 amino acids.
AUUUACUAAAUCUACAAAACAAGAAUAAUUUUUAAUAAUUUAUUAUUCUAUAUCCAUGUACUUCAUAAUUGGUUGUUUUGUGAUUAUUUUCUCUCUUCUCGCCUAUAUAAUUCCUUUCGAGUCUUCGGAGAAAACACAAAGCAGUUAGAGGAAGCAGUUACAAGUGAUUCCACUUAUGACAGAAAAGCCGAAGGGAAAGCAUUCGAAGAUUCCAAAGUCGGCGUUAGAGGCCUUAUAGAAUCCGGUGUGACCAAAAUCCCACGCAUGUUCCACUCCGGCAAGUUGGACGCCAACGAAACUCAAGCAACUGCCUAUGAUUCCAAUGUUCCCAUCGUCGACAUCAGAGACAUAAAGAGCAGCACAACUUUCCGCGCCAAAGUAAUUGAAAAUAUUCGCAGGGCAUGCCAUGAGUGGGGAAUUUUUCAGGUGAUUAAUCAUGAAAUUCCAGUCAGCAUCUUGGACGGUAUGAUCGAUGGGAUUAGGCUGUUCCAUGAACAAGAUGCUAAGGUAAGGAAAGAGUUUUAUUGCAGGGAUCUUGUAAAGAAGAAAGUUUUGUAUCAUUCCAGUGUUAGAGCUAAUACUAACCAGGCUGCUAAUUGGAGAGAUACUCUUACUAUGUUGGUUGCUCCUCAUCCACCCAAACCAGAAGAAAUACCAGAAAUAUGCAGAGAUAUUGUGAUUGAAUUCUCAAGGAAGAUAAUGGAAUUGGGUUUCACCAUCUUUGAGUUAUUAUCAGAGGCCCUUGGCCUUAAUCCUUCUUACCUGAAGGAGUUAGAUUGUGCCGAAGGACUCUACAUUUUGGGUCACUACUAUCCACCAUGCCCUGAACCUGAAUUAACAAUGGGAGCCACCAAGCACACUGAUAGCACCUUCAUGACAUUAAUUCUGCAAGACCAACAUGGUGGGCUUCAAUUUCUUCACCAGAAUCAAUGGGUCAAUGUUCUUCCUGUGCAUGGAGCUAUAAUAGUAAACAUAGGAGAUCUUCUACAGCUUAUCACAAAUGAUAAAUUCAUCAGUAUUUAUCACCGGGUGUUAUCAAAGAAAACAGGACCAAGAAUUUCUAUAGCAAGCUUCUUUGUGAAUGCACAGGAUCCAGUUGAAGGUACUCCUAAGGUCUAUGGUCCUAUCAAGGAACUACUUUCAGAAGAAAAUCCUGCAAUCUACAGAAAGGCCACAAUAAAGGAAUUUUUAGCAAAAUAUUUUGCCAAGAGCCUAAAUGGGAGCUCUCAAUUGGGUUCUUUUAAAUUGUGAAUUCAACACGUUAUUACACUACUUUUUAUUACAUGUAGUGGCCUAAUUCAUCGGAAUAAUAAGUCAUCAUCAUUUCCUUUGAUAGUUUGAUAUAUGGCUUGUUUCCCUUCAUAAAUGACCUUAAUGUAAGAAACAUCUCAACAUCAUAUUCUGACGUUAGGA